Molecule: messenger RNA, 1507 nt
Organism: Nicotiana tabacum (common tobacco)
Lineage: Eukaryota; Viridiplantae; Streptophyta; Magnoliopsida; Solanales; Solanaceae
Product: D-amino-acid transaminase, chloroplastic-like
Biological process (GO): folic acid biosynthetic process
Molecular function (GO): pyridoxal phosphate binding; 4-amino-4-deoxychorismate lyase activity
Source: RefSeq, a predicted model, not a curated record
UAAGUCAAAAAAUUGAUUCUUUUCUACUCUUUACAGUCGUAUGAUGGAACCCAAGGGACUGCUUUCGUCUCAUAUGUCAUCUGUUUUCGACUAGUACUAUAAAACUCUGCUCCUCCUCAUUCCCUUCACCUCACUUUCAACACCCAUCUCCUAUUUCUUUGUCAAGUUUCAAUCUUUUGCGCUAUGGCUGCCUCCAACUCUUCUUAUGAUCAGACUUCAGCAGCUAUAGCAACAGCGACUAAGAAUGUGGAAGAUUUCAAAGUUCAUGUGUUCUCAUCCUCUGAAGAGUUACUUGAAAAGUUGCACGAGAAAUGGAAUUCAGUGAAGCAGCAACCUUAUCCAGCAAUGUAUUCUAGCAUAUUUGGCGGAAUCAUUCUUGAUCCAGCAAUGAUGGUUAUUCCAAUGGAUGAUCACAUGGUUCAUCGAGGACAUGGUGUCUUUGACACCGCUAUUAUUUUGGACGGAUAUCUGUAUGAAUUGGAUGUCCAUCUUAACCGCUUCCUUAGAUCAGCAUCGAAAGCCAGAGUCGCGUCUCCAUUUACAUUUUCAGAACUUAAAAGCAUUCUAAUUCAACUUGCUGCAGCAUCAAAGAUGAGGAAAGGCACUCUGAGAUAUUGGUUGAGCGCAGGGCCUGGGGACUUCUUACUCUCCCCAGCUGGUUGCCCAACAUCUGCAUUCUAUGCUGUCGUGAUCGAUGAGGAUUUCUCACAAUGCAAAGAAGGGGUAAAAGUGAUAACGUCUGCAAUCCCCAUGAAAUCACCUCUUUUUGCCACUAUGAAAAAUGUGAACUACUUGCCUAAUGUCCUCUCCAAAAUGGAAGCCGAGGAUAAGGGAGCAUUUGCUUCUAUUUGGGUUGACGAAGAAGGUUAUAUCGCCGAAGGUCCAAAUGUGAAUGUUGCUUUCAUAACAGCUGAGAAGGAGCUUAUCUUGCCUAGCUUUGAUAAGAUCUUAAGUGGGUGUACUGCUAUGAGGCUUCUUCAACUUGCACCCAAGUUGGUCGAGCAGGGACGUUUGAGAAGUGUCAAAACUACUGACAUCACGAUCGAAGAUGCCAAAAAGGCUGCUGAAAUGAUGUAUGUUGGAAGCACACUUCCUUUAUUACCUAUCAUCAUGUGGGAUGAGAAACCUAUUGGAAAUGGGGAAGUUGGAGAAUUGACGAUGGCACUCUCGGAUGUACUCUGGGAAGAUAUGGAAGCUGGCCCAGAAACACAGAGAAUUCCAGUUCCAUAUGUGUAGGAACUCAACUCAAAUUAAAGAAUAUGCUCUGAUAGAAUGCUCUGAAUGGAUUUGAAAUCAAUGUUAUUCUGUUUUCUAAGUAGUGGGUGGUAACAGCAUUGUUGCAUCACUGCUUCUUGGUUCUGUGGCACAGGAGUAGGUCUUAAUAAGCUUUAUUUGUGGAGGUUCCCCAGCAUUGCAUAAUCAACUAAAUAGUCUUGCAAUGUAUUGGUACAUGUACUUUUCUAUUUUUAUGUUUGGAAAUUGGAAUCGAUUGAAAGAAUUAAGAAUA